Messenger RNA from Nannizzia gypsea CBS 118893, 1896 nucleotides. RefSeq names its product peptidyl-prolyl cis-trans isomerase cyp15. Gene Ontology annotation, biological process: protein peptidyl-prolyl isomerization; protein folding. Gene Ontology annotation, molecular function: protein binding; peptidyl-prolyl cis-trans isomerase activity. The transcript has 3 exons. The coding region runs from base 1 to 1896 and encodes 631 amino acids. The record is from RefSeq and is a predicted model, not a curated record. Lineage: Eukaryota; Fungi; Ascomycota; Eurotiomycetes; Onygenales; Arthrodermataceae.
AUGUCCGAGACCGUGGGACGCUCUGAAAAAUCAGCCAAUGUGAGGUUGCAUUCGCAGGUGGAAGAGGAGGACCGGGAAGAAGAGAAUAACUCUUCCUCUGAUGAUGAAUACGGCCCGGCUCUUCCUUCUGGCCCGCUGAAGAAGAAAAAGCGGAGAGAACUCCCUUAUGAAAAGCUCUAUAUCAAGGCCCUGCCAGCAUCUCCACGAUACUCCAAAUCGUUGAUGCACCGUGAUCAACUUGCCUACGUUACUGUGACACCACAUACAGAUUUCAUCAUCACAAGCUCAAUAGAUGGCGUGGUCAAGUUCUGGAAGAAAAUGGCAGUUGGUAUGGAGUUUGUGAAGGAGUUCCGCGCCCAUAUGGGUGAGAUCAAGGGGGUCAGCGUGACAUCGGAUGGACGAAGUUUUGCUACCAUUGGGACUGACAAGACUAUGAAAGUAUUUGAUGUGAUAACGUUUGACCUCCUAGCAGUCCUUAACCUCGACUUUAUUCCUAGCUGCGUAUGUUGGGUACACCAGCGAGGCGCGUCUCUACCUUUAUUAGCGGUGACCAGCGAAGAGGAUAAUACCAUUUUAAUAUUCGAUGGCCGAUGUGAGAAGACAACGCCUCUUCACAAAUUGAACUCAGUACACAGAGCACCCGUUAUUUCUAUGGCCUUUAACAACGCAUUUAAUUGCGUGAUAUCUGUUGACAAUAAAGGGAUGGUAGAAUACUGGCGUCCAGAUGAGCCAUUUGACAAACCGGAAGAGGUGUUUGAUCUGAAGUCAUCGACAGAUCUCUUCAUAUUCAAAAAAUCAAAAUCGGUACCGUCGUCAAUCUCAAUAUCUCCAUCAGGUCACCAAUUUGCAACGUUCUCAUUCCCGGACAGACAAGUCCGAGUCUUCGAUUUUGCUUCUGGAAAGCUAUAUCGAUCAUACGAUGAGUCCAUUCAAACAGUGACAGAGAUGCAACAGGCAGGAACUGCUCUUCAAAAGCUGGAGGAAGUCGAAUUCGGCCGUCGAUUGGCCACCGAACGUGAAUUGGGGAAUCCUGCCACUGCACCCAAAGUAAAUGUGAUAUUUGAUGAGUCUGGUCAUUUCAUAUUAUAUGGUUCAAUACUGGGUGUAAAAUGUAUAAAUACAUUUACAAAUAGGGUUAUCAAGGUGUUUGGAAAAGAUGAACCAUUCCGAGCGCUGAAUGUCGGAAUAUAUCAAGGUCAGCCGCAAAAGAAAGGAGUUGUGACCGUUUCCAUGGCCGCUAGUUCAAAUCCGCUUCUACAAGAGGCCGAAGAACGUGACCCGAUCUUGAUAGCCACUGGAUUUGCCAAAGUCCGGUUUUAUCUUUAUACCAACGAAACAGAAAUAUCAAAAACAACUCGAGACGUGCAGAACGAGAAGCCGAUACAUGAUAAAGGUGGUGCCGACUCGGUCGCAGCUGCAAAGCCUGCAGAAACUGGAACAUCCGCAAUCCUACACACCACUCUCGGAGAUAUUCACCUUCGGCUUUUCCCUUCUGUUGCUCCAAAGACGGUCGAGAACUUCGUUACUCAUUCAAGGAAUGGGUAUUAUAACAACACCAUAUUCCACCGUGUCAUUCGCAAAUUUAUGAUCCAAGCUGGCGACCCACUUGGGGAUGGUACCGGAGGAGAAUCCAUAUGGGGAGGGGAGUUCGAAGAUGAAUUCUCAUCUCUCAAACAUGACAAACCAUAUACACUUUCCAUGGCUAAUGCAGGGCCAAACACCAAUGCAAGCCAGUUUUUCAUAACGACGGAGAAGGCGCCUUGGUUAGAUGGGAAUCAUACCAUUUUUGGUCGGGCUGUGAAAGGCAUGGAUGUGAUACAUAAGAUUGAGAACGUCAAGACGCACAAGGAGAAACCCGAAGAGGAUGUAAAGAUUGUUAGCAUUAGCAUCAGCUAG